Molecule: messenger RNA, 696 nt
Organism: Acanthosepion pharaonis
Lineage: Eukaryota; Metazoa; Mollusca; Cephalopoda; Sepiida; Sepiidae
Source: the annotation of a GenBank genome assembly
AUGAAUCAAACUUUGUUCUUUUUUUAUUCUUCCUCUUUCUCUUUGUUGCUCAUCCUUCCUUUUAUCUUUGUUCUUUUUUCUUUCGUUUGUUUCUUUGUUCUUUUUUCUUCCAUUUUUUUUCUUUGUUUUUUCUUCCUCUUUUUCUUCUGUUUUUUUUUUUUUUUUUCUUUUCUUUUUCUUUUUUUUCUUUCUUCCUUUUUUUUUCUUUUUUUUUCUUUUCCUCUUUUCUUUUGUUUUUUCUUUCUUCCUCUUUUUCUUUGUUUUUCUUUCUUCCUCUUUUUUCUUUGUUUUUCUUUCUUCCUCUUUUUUCUUUGUUUUUCUUUCUUCCUCUUUUUCUUUGUUUUUCUUUCUUCCUCUUUUUUCUUUGUUUUUCUUUCUUCCUCUUUUUCUUUGUUUUUCUUUCUUCCUCUUUUUUUUUUGUUUUUUUGUUUUUUUUUUGUUCCCUCUUUUUUUGUUUUCUUUCUUCCUCUUUUUCCUUUUUUUUCUUUGUUGUUCUUUUUCUUUGUUGUUCUUUCUUCCUCUUUUUUCUUUGUUGUUCUUUCUUCCUCUUUUUCUUUGUUGUUCUUUCUUCCUCUUUUUCUUUGUUCUUUCUUUUCUUUUUUGUGUUCUUCUUUCUUCAUUUUUUCUUUGUUUUCAUUCUUUUUCUUUGUUCAUUUUUUUGUUCUUUGUUCAUUUUUCUUUUUCUUUCUGUAUUAG